Pseudovirgaria hyperparasitica is the source of this 765-nucleotide messenger RNA. Its product is annotated as thiamine pyrophosphokinase. The record is from RefSeq and is a predicted model, not a curated record. Gene Ontology annotation, biological process: thiamine diphosphate biosynthetic process; thiamine metabolic process. Bases 1 to 765 code for a protein of 254 amino acids. Gene Ontology annotation, molecular function: ATP binding; thiamine binding; thiamine diphosphokinase activity. Lineage: Eukaryota; Fungi; Ascomycota; Dothideomycetes; Acrospermales; Acrospermaceae. The transcript has 2 exons.
AUGGACCACACACCCGGCGUACUGCUCGAACCGGUAUCUGUAGACUCCAAGAUCGAAAAUCGAUGCCUCGUCAUUCUGAAUCAGCCCCUCCAGCAGCGCGAUACCUUUGAAGCGAUCUGGACACACGCAUCAACCUGGAUUUGCGCUGACGGUGGGGCAAAUCGCCUGCACGAUCUAUUCGAAGGCGCAUGUCAGGGGCGUCGCUCCGACUUUUUACCCACUGCCAUUGUAGGGGAUCUGGAUUCUCUUCGACAGGAUGUUCGACAGUUCUACGCAACGAAAGGCGUGCAGAUCCAUGAAGACGCAGAUCAGUACAGCACAGACUUGGCCAAGUGUAUGAGAUUUGCCCUUUCGUCGCCAUGGCAAAGUCCUACAGAAGAGGUCAUCCUACUGGGCUCACUAUCUGGAAGACUGGAUCAUGCAAUAGGAUUGUUGCAUGAGAUGAUGCGAGAAGCCAUGCGAACCCCGGAGCUUCGUAUAUGGCUAUUCUCGGACAUUAGCAUAUCCUUUAUCCUGAAAGCUGGAGUUAACAGGAUUCUGCUGCCGCAAAACCAUAUCUGUUUCACUCCAAACGUGGGUAUUCUCCCAUUAUAUGGUCCAGCUAAGAUCUCCACGCGGGGCCUGGAAUGGAAUGUCACUGGAUGGGAGACUUCCAUGGGCGGUCAAGUUAGCACGAGCAAUCAUGUUGUUGAAGACUCAAUUACUGUUGAUAGUGACGCCUGCGUGCUUUUCACCAUAGAACGACGCGAUGGAAUGAUGCGUUGA